This is a messenger RNA of Labeo rohita (rohu), 1063 nucleotides long. It is a transcript of the gene her11, whose product is annotated as hairy-related 11. Gene Ontology annotation, molecular function: DNA-binding transcription factor activity, RNA polymerase II-specific; RNA polymerase II cis-regulatory region sequence-specific DNA binding; protein dimerization activity. The transcript has 4 exons. Gene Ontology annotation, cellular component: nucleus. Lineage: Eukaryota; Metazoa; Chordata; Actinopteri; Cypriniformes; Cyprinidae. Gene Ontology annotation, biological process: anterior/posterior pattern specification; regulation of transcription by RNA polymerase II; regulation of neurogenesis. Bases 80 to 898 code for a protein of 272 amino acids. The record is from RefSeq and is a predicted model, not a curated record.
AAAAUUCCCGUUUGGCCAGAUUUCAGCAGUUUCCCACAUCUACGAAUUAGUGUGAAGAGCAAACCGUUCAACUUUCAACAUGACGAAGACAGAAAGCGUCAAAAGAAAGUUAAAGCCUGAGAUAGAGAAGAAGAGAAGAGAUCGAAUCAACCAUAACCUAGACUCGUUAAAAGAUCUGCUUUUCAAGAACACUGCAGACACGCGUUUGCAAAAUCCUAAACUGGAAAAAGCUGAGAUUUUAGAACUUGCAGUUCAAUACAUCAAAAAGACCGCAAGAAAAACUGAGACAAAAGUGACAUCUAAUAAAAUGGAUUCUAAGUCCACUCAGAACCAGUCUGUUGUAUCCGUUUCCACUGGCCCCAUCUACACCAGUGACUUCUACGGGAGGUUUAAAUCAUCUGAGCAGAAGGAGGUUCUUCUGAAACUGGGGGUCAAUCUUGAUAUCCAAACUGGUGCUUCCAAAGCAGGUAGUGAAGCAGUGGCCCAGACAGGCUUCCUUUUAUCACCAUCAGGCCAGAACUACAACCAGGAACUUCUCUUACACCCUGAAUCAUCUUUGUAUGGCUCUAAACUUUUGCAUCGAUCAACAUCUCCCUCCAGUUCAUCAUCAUCAUCAUCGCAAUGUGGUUCCCCACCUUCAUCGCCCACUUUUACUAGUGUAUCCUUCUCUCCCAGUAACUCUCCUUCAUAUCUUUUUAUGUCUUGUCCUUUACCUGUACCUUCUGAUUCACUAUCUCCUCACAUAGCACCACUUUCACUCCAUAGGCCUGUUAUUGUGCAUCAGCCUAUUCUGCCCAACAUGGCUAGAGAUUUUACCCCACCACAGUCUCCUGUACUGGCUCUUAGACCGGAAUCUUUUUCUAUUCCAACCCAGUCCAUAUGGAGACCAUGGAGCUGAGCUCUUACCAUAGUAGGGAUUUCCCUUUUACUUAGGCACUGCUCCAAUGGAGAAAUGACCUCUCAGAGGGACCUAAUGGAUGUAUGGUUGUGUUAUAAGUGUAAGGUUGUCACUUAUGUUUGCGUCCAGUUAGUGUUAUUUUUGUCAUGUUUUCAAUGACUUGUA